AGUGAAUUUCUCUCAAACACUCUGGUCAUACUACUUACAACCUUCUUUCUUUUUCUAAACGUCAGCAAAACCUGCUCGGUUGAAUUGUCGGAACCAUGGUGAACGGCCGCAUACCCUCGGUCUUCUCUAAGACCUACGUGACUCCCCGUCGCCCCUAUGAAAAGGCGCGUCUGGACCAGGAGUUGAAGAUCAUCGGCGAGUAUGGUCUCCGCAACAAGCGCGAAGUGUGGCGCGUCAAGUACGCCCUGGCCAAGAUCCGUAAGGCCGCCCGUGAGCUGCUGACCCUCGACGAGAAGGACGAGAAGCGUCUGUUCCAGGGUAAUGCCCUGCUGCGCCGUCUGGUCCGUAUCGGUGUCCUGGACGAGUCCCGCAUGAAGCUCGAUUACGUGCUGGGUCUGAAGAUUGAGGACUUCUUGGAGCGUCGUCUGCAGACGCAGGUGUUCAAGCUGGGACUUGCCAAGUCCAUCCAUCAUGCCCGCGUCCUGAUCCGUCAGCGUCACAUUCGUGUCCGCAAGCAGGUGGUCAACAUCCCGUCGUUCGUCGUGCGCCUGGACUCCCAGAAGCACAUCGACUUCUCCCUGAAGUCGCCCUUCGGCGGCGGCCGUCCCGGUCGCGUCAAGAGGAAGAACCUGAAGAAGAACCAGGGCGGUGGCGGUGGAGCUGCUGAAGAGGAGGAGGACUAAGCAGCUGUAGCCAAUAAAAUACAUGGCGUUCGUUUUACACAAAUAAAUGUAAAAAGUACACGAA
This is a messenger RNA of Drosophila mauritiana, 747 nucleotides long. RefSeq names its product 40S ribosomal protein S9 (gene RpS9). Gene Ontology annotation, molecular function: structural constituent of ribosome; rRNA binding. The transcript has 4 exons. The record is from RefSeq and is a predicted model, not a curated record. Gene Ontology annotation, biological process: translation; positive regulation of translational fidelity. Gene Ontology annotation, cellular component: cytosolic small ribosomal subunit. Bases 96 to 683 code for a protein of 195 amino acids. NCBI's taxonomy places the organism in Eukaryota, Metazoa, Arthropoda, Insecta, Diptera, Drosophilidae.